Hymenoscyphus albidus is the source of this 4339-nucleotide messenger RNA. Lineage: Eukaryota; Fungi; Ascomycota; Leotiomycetes; Helotiales; Helotiaceae. The record is from the annotation of a GenBank genome assembly.
GGCCCGGUGCUGUGUGCCUGAAUACCUGAGCGCUUUCGACUCUACGGAGGUACAGCGGCACUCCUGUCUUCUCUCAUAGGAAAGUUUAUCGAGUACGCCGGCAUCGCGACUAUUAUUCUAUUAUUGGCUUGCAUUGAUCUAUCGACCUGUCUACCGACACGAACUAUUCAGCGGCCACUCCACGACCACCACACAGAUCUCAGACGCAAUGCAAUUCUAGAAGUAGUUCUAAUUCCAAUUCUAUUUAUAGUAUAGCUGUCUCGUUGAAACCAAUCCAACAAAUCAUUGGAAGUGUACUGGUGGUACUUCUACACUUCUGGAAAUGGCCCCGAAGACCUCCGUACAACAUUCGAUCACGUGUCGUCGACUCGGUAUCGGCACCGGCUUCGGGCCCUUUUAUGGACAAACUUCCCUUACUUGUACUCGAGUACACUCAUAGAACUGCCAUUUUAUAUAUGACAGCAUAACUAAUAGUAGUCAUAGUUGAAGCUACUCAUAUUCUUAAGUGAAUAGAGAAAUUAAAUCAAAUCCCACAAUAUACAUCAGUAGGUUCUGGAGCAAGCUUCAUUCGCAGGUACUGUACAAAGGACCCCUCCACUGCGUCAUUUCGACUCACCCUGACAAAAAUAAUCUUCACCUCUUCCACCAGUUUUAUAUUGCGCCAACAACCACAUCAGGUUCCAUAUCUUACCAAGCUAACACAAGAUACCCCUUCAAAAUGCCCGUGGUCAAUCCAGAUAAGCUGGUCGCUUUACAGCGAAAUCCAGAUAAUAUCAGGAAUGUAAGUUCCCCCUGGCGGGGUAGUUGGGCGCAUUCUGUAACUUGCGAUUUCUGUGCAUGAUCAGCUAACAGAAGCUUUCAAGAUUUGCAUAUUAGCCCACGUUGUAAGGAUCCCUUCCCAUACGACUGCGGCGGGAAAAAGCUAAGAUAGAUACAACAGGAUCAUGGAAAAACUUCCCUCACCGACGCCCUCAUCGCCACCAAUGGCAUCAUCUCCCCCAAACUCGCCGGCAAGAUCCGCUACCUCGAUUCGAGACCUGACGAACAAACCCGAGGUAUCACAAUGGAAUCCUCAGCUAUAUCCCUUUACUUUGCCAUGCUUCGUAGAAAUGCCCCCGAUGCGACGCCCGAGCAGAAGGAAUACCUCGUCAAUCUAAUUGAUUCUCCUGGUCACAUAGAUUUCAGCAGUGAAGUCUCGACUGCCUCGCGAUUAUGUGAUGGCGCGGUGGUCUUAGUGGAUGCCGUGGAGGGGGUGUGUAGUCAAACGGUUACCGUGCUAAGACAAACUUGGGUGGAACAUAUGAAGCCUUUAUUGGUGAUAAAUAAGAUGGAUCGAUUAAUUACCGAGUUGAAGAUGACUCCCGGGGAGGCUUACACACAUCUCAGCAAGUUACUGGAACAAGUCAAUGCUGUGUUAGGUAGUUUCUUCCAGGGUGAGAGAAUGGAGGAAGAUCUGAAUUGGCGCGAGCGCGUGGAAGAACGAGUAGCCGCGGCCAAAGAACAAGAAAAAUCUGGCAAGGAUCCCAAUGGAAAGAAUGGAACAGAGGUUGAUAUCGAUGGUAUGUCGACCCCACCGGCCGACUUUCAGGAAAAAGAUGACGAGGAUAUUUACUUUGCGCCCGAGAAGAAUAAUGUAAUUUUUAGCAGUGCUAUUGAUGGUUGGGCCUUUACUGUACGACAAUUUGCAAAUUUAUACGAAAAGAAAUUGGGGAUCAAAAGGACGGCUAUGGAAAAGGUGCUUUGGGGUGAUUUCUAUCUAGAUCCAAAAACGAAAAAGGUUUUGUCGCAGAAGCAUCUGAAGGGGAGGAAUUUGAAGCCGAUGUUUGUCCAGCUUGUUCUUGAACAGGUCUGGGCUGUUUAUUCAGCUACUACUGGUGGUGAUCGUGGCAAGGGGUAAGUAGGCCAGGUUUUUUGUGGAAUGUUUUGCAUACCAUUAAGUUUCAUAUGCUUACUCGCUUAGGGACCCUGCUAUGGUGGAAAAAAUUACAAAGGGUCUAAGUAUUACUCUUCCAGCACAUACCCUACGUUCAAAGGAUCCCCGCGCUAUUCUCACAACUCUAUUUACCGCCUGGUUACCUAUAUCGACAGCGCUAUUGGUCUCUUGUAUAGAAUCAUUACCGUCACCUCCAGUCGCCCAAGAAAGUCGCCUUCCAGAUCUAAUUGAAAACUCCCCCGGAUCUUCUCAUGUCGACUCAGUUAUCCGAGAAGCCAUGAUCAAGUCCAAAAGUUCCGAAAAUGACCCAGUUGUGGUGUACGUGAGCAAAAUGGUUUCAAUACCAGAAAGCGAGCUGCCAGAGAACAAACGCCGUGGGGGGAUUGGUGGUGCUUUAACACCAGAGGAAGCGAGAGAAAUGGGGAUAAGAAAACGAGCGGAAAUUGCUAGGAAACAAGCUUUAGAAAGAGAAGCAGGAGAGUCUGUUGAUGGGAUUUCGAAUGCGCUUAGCGAUGCGAAUGUAGGAGCAGCAGAACCCGAAGAGAAACCACCAACUAAAGAACAUUUGAUUGGUUUUGCCAGGAUAUAUUCUGGCACUUUAUCAGUUGGCGACUCGGUAUACGUUCUAUCACCCAAAUUCUCACCCGCGGACCCACAUCACUCCCCAGAGCCGAAAAGGGUCACGAUUACGGCAUUAUACCUACUUAUGGGCCGUGGUCUUGAACCAUUAACCUCUGUACCUGCAGGUGUGGUCUUCGGAAUUGGCGGUCUAGAAGGUCACAUCCUAAAAUCAGGUACGCUCUGCAGUCAACUCGAAGGAAGCGUCAACUUGGCAGGUGUAAACAUGGGUACCAAACCCAUCGUUCGCGUCGCACUUGAACCUGCAUGGCCCGGAGAUCUCGAUAAGAUGAUUGCGGGCCUAAAAUUACUUGUUCAGAGUGAUCCUUGUGCGGAAUAUGAACAAUUUGCUAGUGGUGAACAUGUUUUACUUACAGCUGGGGAAUUACAUCUUGAAAGAUGUCUUACGGAUUUGAAGGAGAGGUUUGCGAAUUGCGAGAUUGAGGUUGGAGAGCCGAUUGUGCCAUAUAGGGAGACGAUUGUUAGAGCGGAGGAAAUGAAACCUGCUGCUAAUAAGGAGCUUGGGAGGGGGGCGGUUAUUGCUACCACCCCUUCGAAACAGGCUUCUGUGAGGGUACGGGUUGUGCCUUUACCGACUGAAGUCACGAAUUUCCUGAUCAAGAAUUCGGCUGCAGUACAGAAAUCUUUCUUACAGAGACAGGCUGAGGAGAAGGAUACGCAGAGCGGAGGUGUAGGAGAAGAUGAUGAUUCUGAUGACGUGGAUGAAGAGGCUGGGUUGGAUACUGCAAGGGCUUUGUCGCCUGUUGAGUUUAAGAAACAAUUGAUGGAGUUGUUUGCGGAGGCUGGACAGCAGGAUCUUUGGAAGGGUGUUGUGGAUAGGAUUUCUGCUUUUGGACCACGAAGAGUCGGACCAAAUAUCUUGGUCGACAACACGAAGGAUAAUAUUUGUGGACGUUUGUAAGUUGACCCCUAGUCUGAAUCCCUCCUUUCCUCAAUUUCUAACUUUUCCUAGCCUUGGCGAAGUCCCUCAAGACUCCAAACCAGAAUCCACCACCAACAGCACUCUUCAACCCCUAGACUUCGCCGACAAACUUCGCUACGCAUUCCAACUUUCCACCGCUAGAGGACCUCUUUGUAACGAACCUAUCCAAGGAAUAGCCGUCUUCCUCGAAGAUUGCACUGUCACCCCCUCAAUCGAUGACAGUUCAUCUGUGAAUGAGAAACUUGGACGCAUCACGGGUGAGGUUCUCAAGAUGAUUAGGGGAGCAAUCAAGGAUGGCUUUUUAGAUUGGAGCCCGAGGUUGUUGCUUGCUAUGUAUAGUUGUGAGAUCCAGGCUAGUAGUACGUCUUCCCCUUCUUCCCACCUUUCUCUCUGAAGACGAAAGCGACAAGAGAAGCCAAAGAGUUCAUGAGAAAAUGCUAAUAAAACCCCCAGCCGACGUCCUAGGCCGCGUCUACGACGUCCUCACCCGCCGCCGCGGCCGCAUCCUCUCCGAGUCCCUCAAAGAAGGAACUCCCUUCUACACCAUCACCGCUCUCCUCCCCGUCGCCGAAUCCUUUGGUUUCUCAGAUGAAAUCCGUAAGCGUACAUCCGGCGCUGCCAGUCCGCAACUCGUCUUCCAAGGCUUUGAGAUUUUGGAUGAGGGAGGUGGUGGGGGUGACCCCUUUUGGGUUCCCAGAACGGAAGAGGAGAUUGAGGAUCUGGGUGAGUUGGCGGAUCGGGAGAAUGUUGCGAAGAGGUAUAUGGAUGGGGUUAGGACGAGGAAGGGGUUGUUUGUUCAGAGGAAGGGGGUUGAGGGGGAGAAGGGGAGGACUAUGAAGAGGUAG